Colletes gigas is the source of this 5993-nucleotide messenger RNA. RefSeq names its product PH-interacting protein (gene BRWD3). Lineage: Eukaryota; Metazoa; Arthropoda; Insecta; Hymenoptera; Colletidae. Gene Ontology annotation, cellular component: nucleus. The coding region runs from base 116 to 5410 and encodes 1764 amino acids. The transcript has 22 exons. Gene Ontology annotation, molecular function: protein binding. Gene Ontology annotation, biological process: regulation of transcription by RNA polymerase II; cytoskeleton organization; regulation of cell shape. The record is from RefSeq and is a predicted model, not a curated record.
CGAGACCUCGCGAGAGAGAAAAUGAAAUCCGAAAUGGUUAUUGCCGCGCUAUGACCCUAAAAAGUAAAUGUUUCUCUUUGUCCGUGAGUGAAUAAUAAACGAUUGGUCAGGCAGAAUGGAGGGCAGCGUGUCCAAGAAUGAGACUGCAAUAACACCAGAGCUGUACUUCGUAAUUGCCAAAUUCUUAGCGGCGGGACCUUGUCGUGAGGCCGCACAGGUGUUGAAGCGUGAAUUGGAGCGAGCUAAGGUUUUGCCGCAAAGGCUAGAUUGGGAAGGGCGUGUACAUAAUCAAACAUUCGAAGAGUUGGAAAAGAAGUAUUCUCAUAUUGGACCAAAUCAUUUGUUACAAAUAUGUGCCAGAAUUGGUCCAGUAUUAGAAAAAGAGGUACCUCCAUGUAUACCAGGAGCAGUAUCUCUUCUCGGAGCAGGCAGACAAUCUUUGUUACGUACACACGAGGAUGUUUUACGUCAAGUACGCGGCAUCGUUUCAUAUUCUGGAAGACUAGGUGGAAAACCAUUUAUGAAAUCAACUUAUAGUUUAUCAGUGCCUAAUACAGUACGCGUACUUCAAGGAAGGGAGAAUUCAGGUCCUUUGAGUCGUCGUGAAGCGAUACCUACAAGGUUUUAUCAUAGAAUGCAAUUGUACAGACACACGUUGGGACAUUUAUCCGCAGUAUAUUGUGUUCUCUUCGAUCGUACUGGGAAAUAUAUAAUAACUGGUGCAGACGAUUUACUUGUUAAAGUAUGGAGUUCUAUCGAUGGGCGAUUACUAGCUACCUUUCGAGGAGCAUCGGCUGAAAUUAUGGACAUAGCAGUAAAUUUUGAUAACAGUUUACUCGCUGCUGGAAGCCUAGAUCGCAUAUUGAGAGUUUGGUGUUUUCAAACAAUGUCUCCCGUUGCAGUUCUGUCUGGGCACUCUGGUAUGAUAACGUCUGUGAAUUUUUGUCCUAUAUCUUGCAACGGUGUCUACUACUUGGUUUCAACAAGUACAGACGGGUCUGUUGCAUUUUGGUCUCAUACAAGAAAGGGGAAAGAGAGAGCAGUGUUUCAGCCGAAACCGAUUCAGUACCAUGAAAAGAUGCGACCUGGCCAGGCACAAAUGAUUUGUGCUUCGUUCAGUCCUGGUGGGGCAUUUAUGGCAGCUGGUUCAGCCGAUCAUCAUGUUAGAGUAUACGCGAUGUUGGGAGAUGAAGGUCCACGUAGGGUUUUAGAGGUCGAAGCACAUUCUGAUACAGUUGAUAGUAUUCAAUGGGCGCAUAGCGGUUUGAGGUUCAUUUCUGGUUCGAAAGAUGGUACUGCAAAUGUGUGGAAUUUCGAGCAACAACAGUGGAUACAUAAACGUUUAUUAAUGACUACGAAACUUCCUGGAGAAUCAGAACCAGAUGAUGAUUCUAACAAAAAAGCCAAGGUUACUAUGGUUAGUUGGGAUGUAAGUGAUGAAUGGGUCAUCACAGCUGUAAAUGACAGUUCGUUAAAAGUAUGGAAUGCAAAAUCAGGUGAAUUAGUAAAAGUUCUUCGUGGGCACAAAGAUGAAGUCUUUGUGUUAGAAUCCCAUCCGAUAGAUCCUCGUGUAAUAUUGAGUGCUGGACACGACGGGCAACUUAUAAUUUGGGAUGUAUUAAAUACAGAACCUAUAGCCUGUUUUCAAAAUUUUAUUGAAGGUCAAGGUAAUGGUGCUGUUUUUGAUGCAAAAUGGUCCCCAGAUGGAACAAUGUUGGCAGCAACAGAUUCCCAUGGACAUCUUUUACUAUAUGGUUUCGGAUCUGGUGUUCAGAAACUUAAAAUAAUACCAAAAGAAUUAUUUUUCCAUACGGAUUAUAGACCAUUGAUACGAGAUGCAAAUAAUUAUGUUUUGGAUGAACAAACACAGACAGCGCCCCAUUUAAUGCCUCCGCCAUUUUUGGUGGAUGUCGAUGGAAAUCCUUAUCCGCCAGCGCUGCAAAGAUUGGUUCCCGGAAGAGAGAACUGUAGAGGGGAGCAGCUAGUACCAAACAUUGCAGUAGGUGCUGGAGGAAUGCAAGAAGUUAUAGAAGGUCUUCCAUCUCAAGAACCACGGUCCAAUAUUGACCAAUUAAUCGAAGCUCUUGCACAAAGGCAAAAUAUUAACGUCGAAGGAGAGGGUGGUGAUGAUAGGGAAGAAAAUGUUAUGGAACAACCAGUUCGUCAAAUGGCUAGUCCUCGUGGGAGCAGAUCGGGCUUGAGAAGAGCCGGUGAUGUCGAAGGUGUUCGACAAAGUAGUGGUAAUUGGCAAAGAGAUAAUACUACACCUUGGAAUAAGCCUAUACUUGCUCGAUCUAUGAAUCCAGCUGUUAGAGAAACACAAUACAAAGUUUUACACGCAACAGCGGACAUGGAACUUGAGAAUUGGAGACGCGAAAUGCGAAGAAGGCCACAACCAGUGUCAAGUACCGUCACUACUGAAGGCAAUAUAAGCAGUCGAUUAGCGAAUCGUAAACGUAAUAGAACUGCUAGACACGGUUAUAGAACCAGGGCUGCACGUGGCGAGGAACAGGAGGACGAAGAGUUUGAGAAUCUUGAUAAUCCAGGAACAACAGGAAGUUCUGCCAGUAGCAACAGCAAUGACUCUACUGCUCACGAGGAAGAUUUGUGUUCCGAUAGUUCCACUUCAGAUUCUAGCACAGAAUAUUCAGAUUGGAUUGCUGACCAUGGUUUGAAUCUAGAACCACCAAAGAGAAGUAAACGCAAACCUGUAAAGAAGCGAUCUCUUACUCCGCCAAGUGAUCCGGACAGAAGACGUAGCAAACGCCCUAAGAAAAAGUCCGUGCCGGUACCUAAUGGCAUUGGGGAAGUCCCAGAAGCUUUUAGACCUUCCGAAUGGCUCACUGAAGUAAUACCAAGAAAAGCUCCUUACUAUCCACAGAUGGGCGACGAGAUUGUGUAUUUUCGGCAAGGGCAUCAAUUCUAUUUAGAUGCGGUUAGAAAUAAAAAAGUGUAUGAACUUGGUCCGCGAUGUGAACCUUGGAAUAAAGUUAAUAUAAGGGCUCAGGAAUUUGUAAAAGUAGUAGGCAUUAAGUACGAAAUUCGUCCACCACGAUUGUGUUGUUUAAAACUAGCAUUGAUGGAUGAAGAUGGCCGAUUAACCGGAGAGAAUUUCACUAUUAAGUAUCACGACAUGGCCGAUGUAUUGGACUUCUUAGUUCUACGUCAAACGUUUGAUACAGCCUUAGCGCGUAGUUGGUCCGAAGGUGAUCGAUUUCGUUGUAUGAUUGAUGAUGGAUGGUGGAUGGGUCAAAUACAAUCAAUGGAACCUUUGGAUGAAGAUUUUCCAGAAUCUUUUUUCAUGUGUUUUCGCGUCAGGUGGGAUAAUGGUGAAUACGAGAGAAUGAGUCCUUGGGAUCUGGAACCAGUUGAUGAAAACAGACUUCCUGCGGAACUUGGCGGUGCAGUUCCUGUACUUCCGGAAGAAAUACGAACGAUAUUGUAUCAGCCCCAGGCAGAAGAAUGGCCAAUGGGUGAUAGAGAAGCGACUUGUCGUAGGAUUAUACGUGGAUUAGAUCAAGUGAUGAGUCUUGCAAUUGCAGAGCCUUUUAUGGCACCCGUCGAUCUCAACAUCUAUCCAGCAUAUGCAUUUGUCGUGGAAUAUCCAAUUGAUUUGUCGACUAUAAAGGCUCGUUUUGAAAAUCAUUUCUAUCGGAGGGUUACGUCGGCGCAGUUCGACGUUCGGUACUUGGCGACAAAUGCAGAGCAAUUCAACGAGCCACAUAGUCAGAUAGUAAAGCACGCAAGAAUAGUUACCGACUUGUGUCUACGUAUUAUAAAAGAAACUACGGAAUUGGAUGUGCCAGCUAUUUACCAUCAAUUGGUCGAUACGUACCAUUCCUCCGAGUCAGAGGUCGAAGUGGAAGAUGCAAAAGAUAAACCUUCUACAAGUACCCAGAGAGCAACAUCCAGUAGAAAUUUACGAUCACAAGAAAUAGCAAAUGAUUGGAAACUAUCAUGCCGCCAAUUAUUAGAAACAUUAUGGCAAUGCGAGGAUUCUAUUCCUUUCAGAGAACCGGUUGAUAGAUUAGAACAUCCAGAUUACCAUCAAAUCAUAGAUACACCAAUGGAUUUACGUACAGUAAAAGAAGAUUUAUUGGGUGGUAAUUAUGAAACACCCUUAGAAUUUGCCAAAGAUAUGAGAUUAAUAUUUACAAAUAGCAAAAAUUAUAACACUAAUAAACGUUCAAGGAUAUAUACAAUGACAAUAAGAUUAUCAGCUAUGUUCGAGGAACAUAUGCGAAAAAUAAUUUCAAAUUGGAAGUCUGCAAGAAGACGCAAUAAUAAUAGAACAAAUGCAAAAGGGAAAGGAAAAAAGGGUAAAGUUCGAUUAACAAACGGCACAGGACCGCCGAAAUCAAAAUCUACUUGUACAGACGAUGACGCAAAUAGUGAGGAUGACGACGAGGACUUAGAUGAAGUACAAAAGAAGAAGAAUUCUAAUGUGUCCGCGCCAGGACCGUCGCGUAUGACAAACGGCCAUACCAAACGUUCUUUUAAUUCGUCACGAGUGUUAAAACUUCGAAUUUCUAGAUCCGUUAUAUCUAAAAAGACAAAAGAAAGUGAAAGUGAAGCGAGUGACUCGGAAGCUUCCAUGGAAAGUGAAAGUAGUGGUAGUGUGCCUGUAAGAAGGACACGAGCAAGGAAAGCAGUACCGAGUGCUAGUACUGACAGUGAUUCUGGAGAUGUAUAUACACCCAGCGGCCGUGGAAAGCAAACAAAGAAAAAUCGCGCGAAGAAUAGUAAAAAUAAUAAGCAAGCAAAGUCAAAGUCGAAGGUAUUCGUCGCUGCUGACGACGACGACGACGACGACGAGGAAGACGAAGACGAUGAACAGUUUGUUGCGGUUGAGUCGUCGGACGAAGAAAGCGAAGAAGAAGUUAUUAACAAAACUAGCACGAGAUCGCGAAAAUUACCUUCUGAACCUGUUACUAGCUUGAAGUGCAUAACGAAGAAUGGCAGAAAUAAUAUUGAGAGUCAAAGCGAGGAUGACGAAGAUGAAGAAGAAGAAGAGGAGGAGGAGGAGGAGGAGGAGGAGGAGGAAGAGGUGGAGCAGUCUCAACACGAAACUAAUAAUCAAGAUUCGGACAGCGAAGAUUCGGAUAAAAUUUUUGCGCCGUCGAGGUCGCAACGAAGAGCUCGUGGAUUAAGGGAAGUACAAAUUCAAGAGACCACGCUGAACUCGAGAAGAAGUGGAAAACGUCCUCGUUACAACGAGGAAAGUGAUGAAAGCAAUACGAUGCCAGUUAGAAACCGACGUAAAAUUAAACGUCAGUCUUAUGCAGAAAAUAGCGACGAAAGUUUACCAGAACCUGAGAACGUGCUAGGCAUUAGUAUAAGUAGUAGAGGACGUGUACGAAAAAUGACCGAACGAGCACGGGCUUUCCUUGGGAGUCUAGAAUCACCCUAACAGCAUCUUUCAUGCUAGUAAUAAAGAAUGUAAAUUAUUGAUCUUUCAAAUGAUUCUUACGAACGUUUAAGAAUACUGUAAAAAUUUUAAAUGUUAUUUGAUAAUGUUUGUUCUUUGAAACAUGCGACUGUAUCUAUAUUGUAGCAUCACACUCAAUUUGUGUAUGCCAGGAUAUUAUUGCCUGAGAAUUUUAGUAUAAGAUCAUAGAUAGACUGUACGUAUAAACACUUGAGAUUGUCAUAGCAAUUCAUGAUAAACACUGCUGCAAAAUACUUCCAUUAUUGUGAGGCACAUGGGUAAUUUUCUUUUACGUUCAAAUGCAUCGUCGAAUUAGCAAACGAAAGAUUUAGUCGCAAGCGGAAACAGUGAAACUUUAUAAUAACACUCGUUUGUUAUAUUGAUGUAAUAAUGUUUAAUUCGCUAACAAGAAAAAGGGUUAUUUUCGUAAGAAUAUUUUUACUUUUUACACACGCUAACGUUUUAGACGCAAUAACACUUAAAUCGUUACGCGUUUCAACGAAUUAUUACUUUUACGGAAUAUUCCAAACUGUUAUUAAUGUACAGGUUAUUAAUGUUCGGCCAC